AUUGGGCUGUAGGUGUUGUUAUAUUGUUGCCAGUCCAUCGGGGAAGUCAAGGGUGGUGUUAUAUGUCAUCACGAGGAAAGCCGUGCUUAUGCUCUCAUCUUAUUGGCAGAAUAUGGUAAUCGAUCAGUUUUGAUAACAUUGUGGUGAGUACAUAGCGGGUUAGGCCCACCACAGAAUCUUCUACAUUCGAUAUGCCAUCAUGGUGGGGGAAGUCUUCAUCAAAAGAUGCAAAGAAGACCACCAAAGAGAACCUCAUCGAUACUUUCCAUCGCCUGAUAAGUCCGAAUGAGCAAAAAGGAACCACAAAAUCGAAACGGAGCUAUAGACGUGGUCAUGAUGCAGCUGCUGAAAAGGUCUGCCGGUCCACUACAGUAUCGCGCGCAACUUCACCUUCCAAAGAAGUUUCUCGCUGUCAAAGCUUUUCAGCUGAUAGGGUGCAUUCCCAGCCACUUCCUCUCCCGGGAUUACGUCCUGCAGUGACACGCACCAUUUCUGAUGUCACCCAAUCGAAGCCAAUAUUAGAAAAACGUGGCAAACCGCCACUGCUUCUGCCACUUCCUAAACCUAACAAGCCUCAGAAAAGGUCAGAAAUAGUGAUUGCUUCAGUCUCUAGCAACUGUUCUGCUGAUAGCGAUGAUCGUGGAGAUUCUCAGCUUCCAAGCCCUGUUGGAAAUGAUGCUGAAAACGCAACAAAUGUUGCUUCCAGGAGCAAGUCAAGUAAUGUGCACAAAGAGCGCCCUGGUGCUAUUACCACCAAGAGUACCAAGGAAAUGACCAAGCCAACUAAUCAAUUCCUUAGUAACCAUACAAUGUCCACAUCACCGAGAGGUAUUGCAGCUGACAAUCACCAACCCAUUCUACAAAAUCUUCGGCCGGUAGUCUUGGAGAGUGCUCCCAAUAGUUUGAUGUCAAGUCCUUCUAGAAGCCCGAGAAGAAUAUGCCCAGAUCAUAUUCCAACUUCAGCCUUUUGGGCAGUGAAGCCUCAUGCAGAUGUUACUUUCCUUGGCUCUGGUCAGUGCUCCAGUCCAGGUUCAGGGCAAACAUCUGGUCAUAACUCGGUAGGUGGUGAUAUGCUAGCCCAGCUUUUUUGGCAGCCCAGCAGGGGUAGUCCAGAGUGUUCACCAAUUCCUAGCCCAAGAAUGACAAGUCCUGGCCCUAGCUCCAGGGUGCAUAGUGGAAGUGUUUCUCCAUUACAUACGAGGUCUGGAGGGAUGGCACCUGGAUCUCCAACAAGUCAGAAUGAUGGUGGGAAGAAGAAGCAAACUCACAGAUUGCCCCUUCCACCAUUAAGCAUCUCAAAUAGUUCAUAUUUUCCAAACAAGUCCACGCCGGCCAGUCCUAUUUCAGUACCUCACAGUCCUGGUAGAACAGAGACUCCACCAAGUCCGGGAUCACGAUGGAAGAAGGGCAAGCUGAUUGGCCGUGGGACAUUUGGCCAUGUAUAUGUUGGCUUUAACAGUGACAGCGGUGAAAUGUGUGCUAUGAAAGAGGUUACCCUAUUCUCAGAUGAUCCUAAAUCAAAGGAAAGCGCAAAGCAGUUGGGGCAGGAAAUAUCACUCUUGAGCCGCUUACAACAUCCAAAUAUCGUACGAUACUAUGGCUCAGAAACGCAGGUUGAUGACAAACUCUAUAUAUACUUGGAGUAUGUAUCUGGCGGAUCUAUCCAUAAACUUCUACAGGAGUAUGGACAGCUUGGUGAACCAGCAAUACGCAGCUACACCCAACAGAUACUUUCUGGAUUAGCUUAUUUACAUGCGAAGAAUACAGUCCAUAGGGAUAUAAAAGGUGCAAACAUACUAGUUGAUCCUAGUGGUCGUGUUAAGCUUGCAGACUUUGGAAUGGCUAAACAUAUCAAUGGGCAGCAAUGUCCUUUCUCAUUUAAGGGUAGUCCAUAUUGGAUGGCUCCAGAGGUUAUAAAAAGUUCAAAUGGAGGAUGCAAUCUUGCGGUCGACAUAUGGAGUUUAGGAUGCACCGUCCUGGAGAUGGCUACCUCAAAACCCCCAUGGAGCCAGUAUGAAGGGAUUGCUGCAAUGUUCAAGAUUGGAAAUAGCAAGGAACUUCCACCAAUACCAGAUCACCUCUCAGAGCAGGGCAAGGACUUCAUCAGAAAGUGCCUGCAACGUGAUCCUUCUCAACGUCCCUCGGCAAUGGAGCUUUUGCAACACCCGUUCAUACAAAAUAGAGUCCCACAUGAGAAAUCUGUUAUUUCUGAUUCUUUGGAACAUCUGGCUGUGAUAUCUUGUAGACCAAGUUCCAAGGUGGUUGGGCACACAAGAAAUAUCUCGUCAUUGGGAUUGGAGGGUCAGACGAUUUACCAGAGAAGGGGCGCAAAGUUUUCUUCAAAACACAGUGAUCUCCAUAUACGGAGCAAUAUAUCCUGUCCAGUUUCUCCAUGUGGAAGUCCUCUGUUAAGGUCAAGGUCUCCCCAAAAUACAAAUUGCAGAAUGUCACCCUCUCCAAUUUCGAGCCCGAGAACUCUUUCAGGCGCUUCCACUCCCCUGUCUGGUGGUAAUGGUGCCAUUCCUUUUAACCAUUUAAAGCAACCAACCUAUAGCAAUGAAGGAUUUGCAAUCGCAUCAAGCGGUCCAGAUGAUCACUUCCCCAGCCGGCCUACAGAUCGUCACAUUGGACAAUUUGUUAGAGUGCAUCAAGUCUCACAGGGGCUUCAGGAAAGGGUAGCUUCUGACACUGACAUUCUGAGCCCUCAAUUUGGAAAGAGGCUUGGAAACGUUUUUGAUUUGCGUGAUAGAUUGUCACCUUCUGAACAUUUCACUCGUCAUGCCUUUGUGGAUCAUGUGAAGCCAAAUCCUUCACUAGACUUCACAUCUGGUUCUCCACACCUUGGACUGAGGCGUGAUAACUAAGUAUCAAGGAUAAACAGCCAAGUGGUAUUUUUUUUGAAGCUUGGCAAGGUAACUGAGUGGUUUUCAGCUGCUUUCGUCAUUCAGUAGCUGGACUGUAUCAUAGCAUGACUGUAUGGGAAAUAUCAUUGAUUUAUUUUGAAGCUAACAGCUGUCGACGGAUGGAGUCUUUGUUGUCAUCGCACAAAUAGACAAAGACUGUCCAUCUCUGUCAGGCAGGACAAUUCAGCUUUGCAUACUAGAGCUGGCGUGCUAACAUGUGUCAAAAUGACCGAAGUGUAUACUGAAGAUCCCGUACAAACUGAAGGGCCCAGAGUAGUAGCUCGCCGCCUGUAUACUCCACUCGCUGUUAUAUGUAAUUUAUUCUUUUAUGGCGUCCCGAUGCCAUUGUACAGAAGUAAUCUCAAGUGAAAGCCAAUCUUUUGCACAGAAGUAACAGUUGAGCCAUCCAGCACCUGGUCUCCUAACAACGACACAUCUCACCUGAGGGUUGAAGCUACCGCUGCAAGUUAAACUUAGUACUGAAAGUGCUUUGCAGCAGCGUCAGCAGAUGUGCAAACCCGUUAACUGUAUCAGUUACUUUGGAGAUUCAUAAAAUGAAUAUAUGAUCCCUGAUUAAAUUA
Molecule: messenger RNA, 3484 nt
Organism: Lolium rigidum
Lineage: Eukaryota; Viridiplantae; Streptophyta; Magnoliopsida; Poales; Poaceae
Product: mitogen-activated protein kinase kinase kinase YODA-like
Exons: 12
Coding region: 192-2864 (890 amino acids)
Biological process (GO): protein phosphorylation
Molecular function (GO): protein kinase activity; ATP binding
Source: RefSeq, a predicted model, not a curated record